Messenger RNA from Drosophila hydei, 1561 nucleotides. RefSeq lists its product as uncharacterized. NCBI's taxonomy places the organism in Eukaryota, Metazoa, Arthropoda, Insecta, Diptera, Drosophilidae. Gene Ontology annotation, cellular component: nucleus; cytoplasmic ribonucleoprotein granule. Gene Ontology annotation, molecular function: mRNA binding; RNA endonuclease activity. The transcript has 6 exons. Bases 101 to 1546 code for a protein of 481 amino acids. The record is from RefSeq and is a predicted model, not a curated record.
CUCGAUGUAUAUAUAAUCAAAAUCCGAUCAAAUUGUAGUUUUAUUCAAAAAGCACCUUAAAGUAUGCGCAUUACAAUUUAACACCGAUACUUGUACCACAAUGCCGUCGAACCAACCGCAAUUCCGCAAGUUUAAGGAUCAUUUGUUUAAAAGGCUCAAGCGCUUGCAGACGAGGAAACCGCCACCAAAUUUAAAUAGAAGCUAUUCAGCGAAGCUUGCCAACUCCAUCAAACGUCGUGCACUUAAUAUACAAGCCAAGGCCACACCUACUUCAUGCAGAGCCAAAAGAAAUUUGCGACUUCAAUAUGCCAGGCAAUAUGCAAAGCAGCAGCAAGAACGAAAUCAGCAACGUCAGUCGCAACGCCAAAAUCAGCACCAACAGUCAUUGCCAAAACCAAAGUCUUAUGCCACGAUUCAGCGGGCAGCUGGGUCCAACAGUUUGUUAAAGAAGAAAACAGAAGAGGGCGAGAUUAUUGAAGAGAUUGAGAGUAGCGAUGAUGAUGAUUGUAUUGUGUUGGAACCGGAUAUGGCUAAAAUCACUAUAGAUACAGAUGAUGACGCAGACGACGAGUCACCGAAGGAACCAAUUAGCACCAAAAUGGAUGGAGACAUUGGUACAGUUAGUCGUUUUGAAGUGGAUAAAAAGCGGGAGCAUAAAUUAUGGGAAAAUUUUGCGAGGGGGACCAACUACAAUAGCGUUGACUAUGCCACAAAUACUGCGAAUCCAUUAUCAACGAAUGAUACUUCUUGCAUAAUCAUUGAUGACAGCAUUGUUAUUGAUCAGUCCAACAAAGAAGAUGGUAAAAAUCUCGUUUCACAGCAUUUAUUAGAUGAUAGUGUGAUAUUUAUACAAGAAGACUUUAUACCCUUAUCGAGGGUCAAUGGUGAUGAUUUAAGUCCAAAGCGAAGACGUCAUAUGAACUCUACAGAAGAUGGAUUAAGAGCUGCUAAGACGCCAAGAAAGACUACACAACGGAUGAACGAAAGCUUAUUUACCUCAACGGAACGCAAGAAACUCGCCGAUUAUAAUAGUAAUACAUAUAAUCCAGGUGUAGAGGAAAAUGUGCCAAUAACUCACAAACGUCCCAUUAUCAUAGAUGGCAGCAAUGUGGCCUUUGGUCAUGGUCGCUCCAAUGUAUUCUCUUCGGAAGGCAUAAAAUAUUGUAUAGAGUAUUUUCAGAAGAUGGGACACGAUGUAAAAGCUGUCAUUCCAUUGUUUCGACGCAACGCGAACAAAUCAUCGAAUCCGGCCCUGCUCGAUCAAUUGUAUAAGGAUGGAAACAUUGUAUUUACACCCUGUAAAAAUUUACCUAAUCAACAGGCCAUCAGCUACGAUGAUCGUUUUAUACUUCAGUUAGCUUACGAGCGCAAUGCGGCAGUUGUGUCCAAUGAUAAUUAUCGUGAUCUCAUCAAUGAGAAUGCUGCUUUUAAGAAGAUCAUUGAGAAUCGUGUAAUUGGAUAUUCGUGGUGCGAUAAUAUACUAAUAUUACCCAAGGAUCCCUAUGGAAGAUUUGGGCCACCUUUGGCUGAAAUCUUACGUUGUUAGCGUUAAUAGUUUAUU